AUGGACCAACAGCAGAACGCAGCUGCAACGCGGGUUCAUGGCCCAGUCACAGAGAAGGUGAACGUCAACGUCAACGUCAACGUCAACGCGAACCAAACGGCCGCCACCAACCCACCUCGUCCAUCCGCCGAGGACGCCUCCCGCCCCAUCUGGGAGUACUCGCCGCUCGAGUCCAACGAAGCCAUCCUCGAAGCCAACGCCGAGGGCAGCACCGAGGACAUGGCUCCGCACCACGGCCGAGACCGCGGCGCCAGCCGGGGCGGCCAACCGCCCAAGCGCGCCGACCUCGACCUCACCGGCGUCCUGAGCCACGACCAGAAGACCCAGCUGGUCCAGUUGCUCAACAGCAUCAUGGACGCCAUGCACAAGCAGAUCAAGGACCUCUGGGACACGCUCGGCGACAACGUCGACGACUCCGAGGAGCGUGUCCGGCCCGAGGGCCUCGAGGUCCGCGCCAUGUGCUGGACCAUCCCUAACCCCCGAAGUGCCAAGUAUGCCGCCCAGUUUGGCAAUAAACCUGCAGGCUCUGAGCAUACCGAGUCUUCCACUCCCUCGUCGGCUUCCACCACCACUCGACCCGGCCCCGUCCCUGGGCCUGGCGUUCCCCGGCCUGGCCCGGUUCUCGGUCCCGGCGUCCCGCCCAUGAGAAUGCCCAAGUCGCCCGAGGACGCAGCGCAGAUGCAGGGCAAGACCACCAAGGCCGACAUCUACAAGUCGCAGAUGGUGGAGAUGAAGCGUGACGUCUUGGCCAACUUUGGCAAGUGGCGCAGCAAUUUCCAGAAGAAGCUUGCAGACAUUACCAUCAAGGGCGCCGGCAACGCUGGCAAUGUCGUGUCCCAGGUUCCCCAGCCUGCUGGAGGUAGUGCCAAACGUGGUGGUGGUGGCACUCAGAGUGGACGAGGAAGACCUCCGCAGACAAGUGCCGCCAUCGGCACGUCGGUUCAUGAAUUCAAUGCCGUCUCUGCUCGAGCCUAUCCACCUAUUGCCAACACUCUCAAUUCCGGCCCCAAGGAGAAGCGUGCCAUGAUUCUUCACGCUAUCAUGCUUAUCCUGCUUGGCAUGGAGAGUUACACGGCCCACUCUCGACGACUCUUGUGCCAUCUCUGCAGCUCUCUGAACAUCCCGCUGAAUGUCCUCACCGAGGAUGAGAUUCGAGUUGCCAAGGCACUGUCCAAGAUUGUCGAGGGCAUCACGCCCGCGCAGAUUGCCGCUCGCCGCGAGGUGGAAGGCCGCACCCGCCGCUGGAAACAGCCCAAGAAGGAGGCCGCUGUCGCUACGGCUGCGCUAAGCGAGGUUCAUACAACGGCUCUCCAUAAUUCGACCAACAACGCCGCCAGCAAUGGUGGUUUGGCCGCGCCCCUUGUCUCCGCCAGUCUUAGUACGGUAUUCGGAGGACUCGGUCUCUCAACCACUGCGACGGCCGGGCUCCUCGGCCCCACGGCGGAAAGCUCAGUCGCUGUUGGUACCUUGUUCGGUCUGUAUGGCUCCCGAGCAACCAUUAAGAUGACCGAUAACUACCCAAAGGACAUCCAGGAGUUUGCCCUGAUGCCCGUCCACGGUUCGCAGCAGGACAGUCCCAUGCUGGACCCCAAGGACGUCCACCCCGACGAUCGACGCAUGCGUGUCACCAUUGGAAUCAGCGGCUGGUUGACUGACGAUCUGGGUGAGGAUGGUUAUAAGUACCCCUGGCAGGCGCUUGGUGACCAGACCGAGGUCUACACUGUCAGAUGGGAACUUGAACAUCUCAGCAAGCUAGGCGUUGCACUCGAGACCGUCAUCGGAAGCGCUGCGUGGAGCCUGUCGAAGCAGGAAGCAGGUCUUUCUGUCAUCAACAGCCUCAACAAGCGCAUCUUCCCGUACUCACUGACUCGCGCUUCGAAGCUCAUCGACAACCCUUGGAUCGUAGGCAGCGUACGUGCUGAGAAGCUAGGCCAGGUCCUCGGCGAUGCGAUUGUGAACAAGGUCGCAGGCGAGCGACCCGUCAGCCUCAUCGGCUACGGCCUUGGAGCCCGUGCCAUCUACGUCGCGCUCAUGCACCUUGCAGAGAAGCGCUGCCAUGGCUAUGUCGAGAACGCCGUGCUCAUGGGAGCACCUUGUCCCUCAAUGGUCACAGCCUGGGCAAGCAUGCGCGGCGUAGUCACUGGGCGACUGGUCAACGUCUACAGCAAGAACGACAGCCUCCUCGCCUUUGGCAUGCGAGAGCUUAACUACACUGAGGGUCUGGCGGGUCUCGAGAAGAUCGUCGGCGUUGCUGGCGUUGAGAAUUUUGACGUCUCCAAGAUUGUGUCCGCACAUCUGCGAUACCAGCAUCUGGUCGGCCCAAUUCUGAAGAAGAUCGGCUGGGAGGAUGUUGUCUCGUCCGAGGUUGUACGCAACGAGGCGUCACUAAACGCCAUGAUCCAGGCCGAGAAUGCUCGGGACGUUCUUCGUCAGAAGCAGCCUCUCACCCGCCAGUACAAGGAGAUCGAGGAGCUGGAGAAGAUGGAGGGAAUCACGGCCAAGACCACCAGUCUGACGCUUGAGCAUAUUGCUCCCACUACCACCACCAGCAGCGGCGGUGAUACCAGGGGCAACAGGACCGCCCAGUCGGCCGGGUCGAAGGUCUAG
Messenger RNA from Neoarthrinium moseri, 2607 nucleotides. RefSeq lists its product as uncharacterized. The coding region runs from base 1 to 2607 and encodes 868 amino acids. The transcript is spliced from 3 exons. The record is from RefSeq and is a predicted model, not a curated record. NCBI's taxonomy places the organism in Eukaryota, Fungi, Ascomycota, Sordariomycetes, Amphisphaeriales, Apiosporaceae.